CUUUCUUGCAUGCACCAUGGAUCGGCACCUAAAUAUUUCCGCAUAAUGAAAGCUCAAAAAUAGCAGUCACUUACUUCGUAAGACUUGCCAUGCCUGAAAGAAGGGCUCCAUCAACGCAUGCUUUCCGUAUGACAGAUCCAAGAACUUGGUCAGUGGACCAAGUCUGCGAUUGGGCACAGAAAACCUUCAGCGAUAAUAUUGCCCGCCUAAUUCGAGAUCAUCAUAUCGAUGGGAAGACUCUUGUACAUAACGUGCUACAUAACCCUCCGUGGUUGUCUCUUACGCUCAAUAUUAAGGACAAGGCUCUUCGAAAGCGGAUACGGACUAGGUUAAGAAGAUUAAAGGACAAGUGGCCGGAUAAUGACGCUACCGCAGCUGUCAACACCGAAAAUAUUACGCCACACAAAAGUACACAUCCAGCUCCCAGUAAUCCCUCGUCUUCCGUAAAACCGUCAGCAAUGGAAUCGUUUUCUCACGAUAGAACAGAAAAGAAAACUGAUCCGCCAUCCAGGAGACACCAUUCUACGGCAUCGGCUGAAACUUCUUCGCAUCAUCAUACGGAAACAAGUACAAAAAGUACCCAUGCGUCAUCCAGUACAUCAUCUUCUACUUCAAAAAAACUGUCUAAACGACCUUCAUCUCAUGCGGAAUCUUCUUCGCCUCGUGUGGAAACAAGUAAAAAAAGUACCCAUACAUCAUCCAGUGCAUCCUCUUCUACUUCAAAAAAACUGUCCAAACGAUCUUCAUCUCACGCUGAAACGAGAAAGACGGUGGACCAUCCGCACGCUCGAUCUUCAAAAAAUGUCAGCAGGCCGACAGUUACAGAGUAUAUCACUCCUUUUUCGAAUCCUCAUCCCUACGAAUCAAGAGGCAAGAAUCGAUCCAAUUCACCAUCAAGAUCGCAUGCAAACGACGGCAGCAAAUCACCAACAUAUACCUCGAAGCUGUCUUUGGUGAACGACGUAGCUUCACACAACGUCAUCAGCCCAGCACCAGCCUCGGAUUCUAGUAAAAAGCCUGUGUUCAAUGUCGAAACCAGCAGAGCCGCACACCAGCUCUCGCUUCCUGUUACAGAUAACAAUACAUUAGCAACGACCGAGUUCCGAAAAGGGAAGUUGGGAAGACCAAUUGACCCACCUCCUCUACAAUCGUCAACCUCCCACCUCCCUACUUCUUCGACACCCUCCAAAGAACCAGUGACAAAACCUGAUGCGAUGCUGCAUAUCCAGAUGGUGGAAGGCGAGUUCCGAAAAGGGAAAUUGGGAAAACCAAUUGAACCCCCUCCUUUACAAUCGUCAACCUCCCACCUCACUACUUCUUCGACACCCUCCAAAGAACCGGUGAUAAAACCUGAUGCGGUGCUGAAUAUUCAGACGGUGGAAGGCGAGUUCCGGAAAAGAAAGAUUGGAAAACCAAUUGAGCCACCCCCAUCACGACAGCCAGUGCUGCACGACACUAGCUCUCGGAUUCAAGCUAAAGAAGCGGCAACAGAAAGUAGCACGACCUCGAAAGUCCAGACGGUGCAAGGCGAGUUCCGAAAAAGAAAGAUUGGAAAACCAAUUGAGCCACCCCCAUCACGACCACCAGUUCUGCACGACAAUAGCUCUCGGAUUCCCGCUAAAGAAGCAACAGAAAGUGAUGCCUCAACAAAAGCCCAGAUGGUGAAACGGGAAAGCGAAAAAGUGCACAGGCAAGACGCAGGGGUAAAUGAAUCUUCGGCGAUCUGGAUUGAUGACGAAAUUGAGGAAAGGAACGUGCAGGAGAUUGUGGAUGAUACCCUUCAAGUCGAAGAUAUAGACUUUACUACGCCAGUUAUCGCGACCAACGCAAACCUACCUGCAUUCACAGACGAGAAUGUUACCAUAACGAAAAUCCAUAGUCCACCUAUCGACAAGAGGGAAUCCGAGGCGGCCAAGGAUUAUUUAGAGUUCGACGAGUUGCACGCGGAAUCGCCUUUAAACUAUUUAUCAUUUGACAAUUAUCGAUAUCGGUUGGACACUCGUGGUACUAAACGCCGUCGACCCCUGCUCUUAUACGACGAUGAGAAUCCCUCCGAUCAAAGAGGGUUGAUCGAAAUCUCUGUACCUUGGCCCACAUCUCUGAAACCCACUGCCGCCACACAACGUCUACCGACCAUAAAUGAUGCACCAGUUCCAUCGCCCGAAAGUCACGAGAAUAAAAGGAUGAGGACGAGGCGGUAGAGUUAUUAUCUCCAAAAUUGCGAUUGAGUGACAUGGCAUCGAAGCCGCAACCCGAACCAGAAAAUGAACCUGAUCCCUGCCCGAUCAAUCUAUAUGAACUUUUGCCUGAACGUAUCGCCUAUAUUCAUCCUCAGUUGGUCAAGAAGAUGAAACCGCAUCAGGUGAGCAACAGAGUAGGUAACUCGAUGGGAUUUUGAAACUGAUUGUAGAUC
Messenger RNA from Radiomyces spectabilis, 2413 nucleotides. RefSeq lists its product as uncharacterized. The transcript is spliced from 3 exons. NCBI's taxonomy places the organism in Eukaryota, Fungi, Mucoromycota, Mucoromycetes, Mucorales, Radiomycetaceae. The record is from RefSeq and is a predicted model, not a curated record. Bases 90 to 2201 code for a protein of 703 amino acids.